AUGAGAACCGUAUUCAUGAUUUACGAUCAGAAAGUUCGCUUUGCUAAAGCUUUCAUGAAACACUACAAUGAGAUUUAUGAGGAUUUUAUCAAAGACGAUCACGAAAUAUAUGAAUCUGUAGUACAAUUGUCAGUACAGUUUAUGACUGUCCCAAGUUUGGCCAGAAAAUUAAUAGCAGAAGAAGACGCAUUUAGUGUAAUCUCAAAAGCAAUUUGUGUGCAGACUGAUAAAUACACUAAAUUGAAUGCUGAUGAGAAAAUUGCGAGAUUCGACUUCACGAGCCUAUCAUUCCCAGCUGAUUUAAGAAGAUCACUUCAAAUCGCACGCGAUUUAGAUUAUAUUCUGAAUUCAGUUCCUUCCGAAACGGAUUGGACCCGAGAGUUAAUCGAUGGAUUUGUUAGUGGGUUUGCUGAUUUCUUAGUUUUUUUUCAACGCUUACAAGGAAUGGAUGAGGUGAAGCUACAAGCAGUGGAACAUCAAAAUUGGGAAUCCGAGUGGGAAACGGCGUUUCAUAUUCUUAUAAGAUUGAAAAAUGCAAUUUCUCUAUCAGUAUCGUGGGCGGAAACGAAUGAAGAAGUUCACAAUCGUGUUCUAUUGAUGUGUUUGGAAUUGAUGAAUAAUAUGCCACCCGUUUACACAAAGGCUGACGAUGAUUCAAAAGAAGUUACAAUAACUGUUAAUGGAGAAUCGUGCAAAAUUACACAUUUUGAUGUAUUGAAAUCUGCAACAUCAAUUCAUCAACCGGUGGUUCGAAUUAUCGCAGGUCUAUUCACUGCUCAAAAUCGUGCAAUGUUUUUGAUGAGAAAUGAGCGUGGUAACAAGCUUCAGGAACAGAUCAAGACCAUUCUAAUAACGAACGAAGACACAAAUCUCUACGAGUUGAGUCUUAGAGUCCUCGUUCUAUGUGCUCAGUCAAAUGCGUCACUAUGGAGAAGAAAUGGCUUUUCUUUAGAAAAUCAAAUUCACAACUAUUUUUCCCCAUUUUGGCGUAGUGAGAUGUUUGAUCGAGAUAUAUUAAUGAUGCAAGUUGGAGCUGCUAUGACGCCACCAUUGAAGUUCAUCAUUCACUUGCUUCAACGCUUUGGGCUUGAUAAAUGGGCAACUAUCGAAUUUGAACAAGAUGAAGCAACUGUUGCACAAAUCAAACCUGAAUCAGAGGAUCUUAGCAAGACCAUGGUCACUAUCGCUUAA
This is a messenger RNA of Caenorhabditis remanei, 1191 nucleotides long. RefSeq lists its product as uncharacterized. The record is from RefSeq and is a predicted model, not a curated record. Gene Ontology annotation, biological process: ubiquitin-dependent protein catabolic process via the N-end rule pathway; protein ubiquitination. The transcript is spliced from 3 exons. Gene Ontology annotation, cellular component: ubiquitin ligase complex; cytoplasm. Gene Ontology annotation, molecular function: ubiquitin protein ligase activity. Lineage: Eukaryota; Metazoa; Nematoda; Chromadorea; Rhabditida; Rhabditidae. The coding region runs from base 1 to 1191 and encodes 396 amino acids.